This is a messenger RNA of Rhincodon typus (whale shark), 4815 nucleotides long. Its product is annotated as zinc finger protein 277. The record is from RefSeq and is a predicted model, not a curated record. The annotation marks the transcript as partial. Lineage: Eukaryota; Metazoa; Chordata; Chondrichthyes; Orectolobiformes; Rhincodontidae. The transcript is spliced from 6 exons.
UUUACAGUGUUUAUACUGUGAGAAAACAUUCCGUGACAAGACUACUCUCAAAGAUCAUAUGAGGAAAAAGCAGCAUCGCAGAAUCAAUUCCAAAAAUCAUGAAUAUGACAAAUUUUACACCAUCAAUUAUCUGGAACUCGGGAAGAACUGGGAGGAAGUUCAGGCUGAAGAUGACAGAGAAAUGACAGAAGAGCAAGAUGAUGAUUGGUCAGAUUGGCAAGAUCAUCCAGUUUGUGUUGUUUGUCUCUUCUGUGAGAAAGCAAAAGAUACGACUGAAAAACUGCAACAUCACAUGAAGGUGGCUCAUCAAUUUGACUUUCCAAAAUUGAAAUCUGAAAUGGGUUUAAAUUUCUACCAGCAGGUGAAAUUAGUAAAUUUUAUCAGAAGAGAAAUUCACCAAUGCCGAUGCAGCAAGUGUGGGGAAACGUUUAGCUCAAAAGCAGAUGUCGUAAACCAUAUGACUGAAACAAACCACAUGAUGUCACUGCUAGAGAGAUCUGCCUGGGAUCAACCACAGUAUUAUUUUCCUACUUACGAAAAUGAUGCUCUACUUUGCUCCCUAUCUGAUUGCGAGAAUGAAUCUGUGGCUGACAACCAAGCAACAGACAUUCCUGUCAUUGCAGAAGAUAUUUCAAACUUGGAAACUUUAAAACAAAGUAGUAUUCUAAAUUGUUUGCACCACCCAGACACCAAGAACUAACAUGCAUUCUUUCUCUAAACGAGGAGAACCACUAUUUAGUGAAUCCACCAGUAGCAGCUUCUAAUAUUCUAUUGAUAUAACUAGCCAACAUCAAAGUAUUUGGACAAUUUGACUGUGAUUAGCUCAUUUAGUUCUUCUGCGCAGGAAAGCAGAGGCACUCUGGUGGUGCUAUUGAUGAACAUUUGCGUAGAGUCAUAGUGUCCCACAGCACACAGAUACCGGUCCUUCGGCCCAGACUGGUCCAUGCCGAGCAAAAUGUCCAUCCACACUAACCCCUUUUGCCUGCACUUGGCCCAUAUCCUUCUAAAUCUUUCCUGUCCGUGUACUUGUCCAAAUGCCUUUUAGAUGUUGCUAAUGUACCUGCCUCAACCACUUCCGCUGGCAGUUCAUUCCAGAUGCAAACCACCCUCUGUGUAAAAAAAUGUUGCCCCUCAGGUUCUUUUUAUUCUCUCACCGCUUACCUUUAUCUGAUGCCCUCUAGGCCUUGAUUCCCCAACCCUGGGAAAAAGAGAGUGCAUUCACCCUGUCCUUGCUAAACUUCUUGUGUACUCUUUCCAGUUUAAUAACAUCCUUCCUAUAGCAAGGUGACAAAAACUGAUCACAAUACUCCAAGUGCAGCCUCACCAACAUCCUGUAUAACUGCAACAUAACUUUUCAACUUCUGUACUCAAUGCCCUGCCUGAUGAAGGCCAGUGCACCAAAAGCCUUCUUCACUGCCCUGUCUACCGGUGAUUCCACUUUCAGAGAACCAUGCACCUGAACUCCAAGGCCCCUGUAUUCCACUACACUCCUUAAGUCCCUACCAUUCACCGUGAAGCUCCUAUCUUGAUUUGACUUUCCGAAAUGCAACACUUCACACUUUUAUCUAAAUUAAAUUCCAUUUGCCAUUUCUCAGCCCACUUCCUCAGCUGAUCAAGAUCCUGUUGCAAUUUCUGAUAACCCUCCUCACUGUCUUUGAUACCAACUAUUUUAGUGUCAUCUGCAAACUUACUAAUCAUGCCUUGUACAUUCUCAUCCAAAUCAUUGACAUAGAUAACGAAUAGCAAUGGGCCCAGCACUGACCCCUGACACAGACCACGAGUCACAGGCCUCCAAUCUGACAAGCAUCCUUCCACUAUUACCCUCUUUUUCCUACUGUCAAGCCAAUGGUGAUUCCAAUUUGCCAGCUCUCCCUGGAUUCCAUGUGAUUGAACCUUCCAGAGCAACCUGCCAAAUGAAACUUUAUCAAAGGUCUUACUGAAAUCCAUAUAGGCAAUGUCUACCACCCUGCCCUCAUAAAACUUUCCUGGUCACUUCAUCAAAGAACUCAAACUAAUUUCUGAGGCAUGAUCUCUCAUGCACAAAGCCAUGCUGGCUACUCCUGAUCAAACCCAAAUGCAUGCAUAUCUUAUCCCUCAGAAUCUUUUCAAGUAACUUACCAACCACAGCAGUAAAGCUUACUGGCCUAUAGUUCCCAGGCUUUUCUUUGCAGCCCUUCUUAAAUAAGGGCAUAACAUUUGCUACCCUCCAGUUUUCUGUGACCUCACCCAUGGCUAACGAUGAUGCAAAUAUGCCAGCCUGUCGCAGGGUUCUUGGAUAUAUCUGGUCAGUACUAGGAGAUUUAUCCACUUUCAUUCAUUCUAAUAUGUCUAACACCACCUCUAAUGUGAUAUGGACUGUCCCCAAGAUAUCACCACUUGGAGCUGAUCGGAUAAUUCAUAGGCAACAAAGUUUUACUUGGAUAUAAUCAUAACAUUCUGCUGGUCUUAAGCUACUUGGUUUGGACUGGAACAAAAUAUUUUUGAAAUAAUUUGAUUUGUUGUAAUUUCUCAGUUCUUUUAAUCUUCCCAUUGGAUUUGUGAAUUACAUUUCCCUUCACCCUAUAUAUGUCCAAUUGAGAUUUAAUGUGAAAGAGUGAUCCAGCCCAAGAGAAAGCACUCAAAGUUUGUUUCUGAACUGCCAAAAAUUGAAGUGAAGAAUUUAUUUUUGAAGUUUCUGAAGAAGGUUUGUGAGACUUGAAACAUAAAUUCAGUUUCUCUCUCCACAAGCUGCUGCCAGAACUCUUAAGUUUCUCUGGCAUUUUCUGUUUUUAUCGCCCCAUUGCUUAUUGUUUUGUUUUUGUUUGACAGUUUAUUGACUCAGCUAAUAAAUUACUUUUGACAACUGAAUACUUCAUUAAACAUGGCAGCACAUUCAGUUUAGUUUAGUUUGGUUUGUGAGCUGUUUUUAGCUUAUCAGUAAACACAUUUGCAUAAAUUCCUAAUAAGUAGCAAAGUUGUUAAGUCUUAAGAUAACGUUUAAAAUAUUCCAGUCAAUCAUGAAUAAACUAAACUUCAGAAAAAUUAAAUAGUUCGUCACAUAUGGAAAAUAGUCAUGUUGUAAUUAAUUGUUACUGUCAUUUUGUACUCUGGAUGGAAAAAUGUUGCAUCACAACAUUGGCAGCUGUGCUGUGGCAUUCUGGAAAUGAACACAGGAAAUGACUAAUGGACACAUUAUCCCAAAAUGCAAGUUGCCCUUUGAAAGAAUUGAUAAACAAAAAUAAGUUAUCCAAUAUAAGGUCACCUUAUUUAUUGUGUAUUACCAUUUAGUUAGUUCAAGAGGGAAUAAGUUCAAAUGCAGCUUUUGAAUUUUUGUUGAACUAAUUCAUAAUUGUUGAACUGUUCCAAAAAUCUAAUUCUGAAGUGGUCAGAAGUUUUCUAUCUUAUUAGUUUGUUUAAUCUCAAACCUUUUAAAAGAAAGUUCAACUUUUUUUUAUCCACCUGUAUACAUUCCUGAAAAGUUGAAUUGCAACUAUUAAAUAUAUGAAAAUUAGCAGUGGUAUUGAUUCGAUAGAAUUGUAUGCUGUUCAAUUUUGCUUUGAUUAAAAACGAACUCAGCAGUUAAAAAAUUUGAACUGUUUCCAUGAUGACUUUUAUAAUUAAACAUAAGUUCACAGUGAGCAUGUUACCAGGCUAUGGUAUCAAGUAUGGCAUUAGAACUUCAUUCCAGUGUUUAAAUAUCAAAACCAGGAACUGGGUUUUUUAAUGUUAUGCAUAAUUAUUUUUAAAAUCAUUAUGAAAGGAAGCACUAGUAGAAACAUGGAAGUGAAAGAUGAUGUUCUGCAAUUUUCUUCAAGGAUUGAAAAAGCUGCAGCUCCAUUUGUUCUCUCAAGCUUAAUGUAAUUUAAAACAAUCAAGCAUCUGAUAAAUUGAGUGUUCUCGAUCCAUUUUAUCGGUUAUGUUUCCUUGAUGCCCAAUAGUAAAUCGUUGUUUUUAACUUAAUGAUGGAAGUACUUUAUCUAAAUGGCUACCUUUCCCCGUCAGAUUUAAGUGUCAUUGGCAAGGCAACACUUCUGUUGACCAUCCCUAAUUGCCUUUGAGAUGGUUCACCACCACCAUGAACCCCUCCAUUUCAUAUGGUGUAGAUAUACAGAUGUUGCUGUUGGAGAGGGAGUUCCAUGAUUUUGACCCAGUGUUAGUGAAAGAAUGACAUGACAGUGCCAAGUCGGGCUAGUGUAUGAUGAGGUGAUUUCAUUUUCAUAGGCCUCCAACUCUUUUCUUUCUUGAUGAUAGAUGUCAUGGGUUUGGAAAGAAUCUUGGUGAGCUUCUGAGUUGCUUCUUUUGGAUGGAACACACUAUGCACAUGUGGUGGGGGGGACUAAAUGUUUAAUGUGCUCAUCAAGUACAGUCAGUUCUGAUAUAACGUGAUAGUUCUGUUCACAUGCGAUCUCGCGUUAUAAAAAAAUCAUUCAAUAGCUGCGCCAUUUAACCUAAUGGGGCUGGAAUAUCAUUAUAGCCAAUACAGGUAAGGAAAGUUCUACAAAUAGCGGUCUAAAUUCUUCAAUCGUGUUAAAGCCAAUUCACGUUGAAGAAACACUCGUUAUACCAGAGCCAACUAUAGUUUAUGUUGCAUGUGGCAAAUGAGAUAACUAUCCAUUGGUCUGUUUUAUUGUGGAUACUGUUGACUUUCCUGAGUUGUUCAAACGACUGUCACCCACACAAGUGAGAAUCUUAUGUCCCACGCCAACGUGUGCUCUGUGGAUAAUGGACAGGGUGUGGGGAGUCAGGAGUUGAAUUACUUGCCAAGCAUUCUCAGCCUCUGUACUUUUGUAGCCAUAUCAUUUAUGUAGUUGGUCUAAUUAAAUUUCUGAAUGUUAA